CCAGCAGAGAGAGCAGGGCGAAGUGUAGUACUGAGUUCAACCUGCUGAACUCUCAAUCUUAAGCUUACCAAAGCACAUUUUCAGCAGGAUUUACCGAUUUUUUGAUGCACUGGCAACAACUGGGGAUCACUUUUGAACACUUUGGAUCAUUAUAUGUCCACCUGAAGAGAUGUCUACAGGGGUACACUAAAAACAAAAAGUCCCUGCAUUAAAAGACAUGGAUGCUUUUGAGGGAAUACACAGCGUCCGGAUUUCCUCUUCCCCACCGUCCUCAACAACAGCCAGCCCAGGAUAUGAGAUCCUCAAGGCGGGGAGAUCUGGAAUAGCUGUAUACUCCUCCACAUGCUUUUAUGGCACACCUGAUGUCCGGGGAGCGAGACACAAGUCCAGCAGGGAAACAGAGGAGGAAGGCUGUGUUGUUGGACGGUUGGUAGAUCUGGAUCCAGAGUCAGAGUCAAGAGUGGAGGGAGGAGGAGGCCAAGCUGUGCCCACCUCAGGCAGAGACCAUGGCGACCUCUCCCGGCUUCGUAGCUCCUCGUUGGAGAUCAGAGAGAAAGAAAUCAGAGAAAAGGGAUCAGAGAUCCUUCGGGAACAGCUGGACGCUGCAAAGAAGGAACUGAAACUAAAGGACAAGGAGUGCGAGCGUCUGUCGCAAGUCAGGAAUCAGCUGGAGCAGGAGCUGGAGGAGCUGACUGCCAGUCUGUUUGAGGAAGCUCACAAGAUGGUGCAUGAAGCUAAUGUCAAGCAGGCGGGAGCGGAGAAACAACUGAAGGAGGCUCAGGGAAAGAUUGAUGUUCUACAAGCAGAGGUGACGGCGCUCAAGACUCUGGUAUUGACAUCAACACCUUCUUCGCCAAACCGCCAGCUGCAUCCACAGCUGCAGUCUUCAGGAACCAGGGGGGCGUACAAACAUGUUGGGGGCCAUAUCCGCAACAAGAGCGCCAGCGGUGCCUUUCCAUCCUCACAUGGAAAACCAGAGCCUUCCUCAGUUCCCAUUCAGCCUGUGGCCAAAGAGGACAGAGAGAUGGACUCUGUUCUGUACGCUGAGUUUUUGAUGUGGAAAGAAAAUCCAAGUCUGGAGCGCUCCUCUGCCUUCCUCAGUCGUAUCUACAGAGAAGACAUCGGACCCUGCCUCUCCUUCACGAGAUCUGAGCUGUCGCAGCUGGUACAGAGUGCAGUGGAAAACAACUCUUUGACUAUCGAGCCUGUGGCCAUGUCAGCGUUACCGAUGGUUAAAGCCUCCGCUAUAGAGUGUGGCGGUCCUAAUGGCUUUAGGGCAGCAAUAGAGACAAAAUGUGCAUUAAGCGGCAUGUCACGCCUCUGCCGACAUCGCAUCAAACUUGGUGACAAGGGGAGCUACUAUUACAUUUCUCCUUCAAGCCGAGCACGGAUCACGGCUGUUUGCAAUUUUUUUACUUAUAUCCGCUACAUCCAGCAGGGCCUGGUGAGACACGAAGCGGAGCAGAUGUUCUGGGAGGUGAUGCGACUCCGCAGAGAGAUGACUGUGGCCAAGUUAGGUUUCUACCUCGCCGACCAGGGCUAGAGGACCUGACAGUCCACCGAAAACACAAGGACAAUUAUUCAAGGUCCUAGUCGGGGUUAAACUGUGGUAACAAACUGGUCUUGGAUCAGUUUUAAUAGCAGAGAUUGUACAGCAUUUUAGUGCUGCAGCUGAGGUCAAUCAACAAGGGAAGUAGAAGCUGUUCUUGUGCCACUUUUAUGCAAUAAGUCAGAGAAUUAAACCAGCACCGCUAGAAAGAAUUAAAAAUAACAUAUUGUACUGCAGGCCUCCAGUAAUUCUCUCCACUGGUGAGGAGAGUUAGUUUUGUUUUCUGAACCUCCCCGGUGGAGCACACGCAACUUCUCACGUUAAUACAGUAGAUUGUAUGUGUCAUGUUUCAGGCAUUAGUCUGUCGAAAAGAGCACAAAGCAGGAUGAGUGCAGUUUAGAGAGUUCAGUUGGUCUCUUACCUCAUGUAUUACAUACGUGUAUAACUAUGUAAUAUAGAAGUUCUGUUGUGAGAUUGACAAUAUUCAUGUCAGCAGAGCGAUUAUUGGAGUUGUCUCCUUUUAUUUUUACAUUUAAAUAUAAUGCUCACUAGCACGUCAUUGUUACUCCCAUUUAUCGGCUCAGACACCACAACCACAAAAGACUCCUGCAUAAAAACACAAACAGCUUCAUGUCACCCAGGCCUGUACUUAAUAACCAGACAUAUUGUUAAUAAUGAAUGAAUUAAGACACAUCCACGCACAACAUAGUGACAGUAACAUAGUCAGAACAUGAACAAGCUUUAAUACAAGUGAUUUCAGUAUGCACAACUGUAGUUUUGCACGUCUGCAACGAACAGUAUGUACACACAGUAAAAGCCAUAAAUGACUUUGCAUGAAUGCAGUAUGUAGCCAUAUUAUGCAGUGUAUAUUGGUUGUACCUCAUAGUAUAGAUUUAUUCUUAUUAUUAUUAAUGGCCAAUUUUUGAAGAAAGCGGUCUCAUGAAGGUAAAAAUGAAGAAUAUUGUGUCAGAAAGUGCAAUAACUGCUUCUUAGCCUUCAUUAGGGCUUUGAGGUUCCUAACCUCAGUGUACUGAUAAUGUGUCUUCCAGUGUAAACACUCCAUUAAAGACGAGGCAUUGUAGCCCGAUUACA
Molecule: messenger RNA, 2641 nt
Organism: Larimichthys crocea (large yellow croaker)
Lineage: Eukaryota; Metazoa; Chordata; Actinopteri; Sciaenidae
Gene: rab3il1
Product: RAB3A interacting protein (rabin3)-like 1
Exons: 12
Coding region: 218-1543 (441 amino acids)
Biological process (GO): exocytosis
Cellular component (GO): Golgi to plasma membrane transport vesicle
Molecular function (GO): guanyl-nucleotide exchange factor activity
Source: RefSeq, a predicted model, not a curated record